Molecule: messenger RNA, 279 nt
Organism: Parastagonospora nodorum SN15
Lineage: Eukaryota; Fungi; Ascomycota; Dothideomycetes; Pleosporales; Phaeosphaeriaceae
Exons: 2
Coding region: 1-279 (92 amino acids)
Source: RefSeq, a predicted model, not a curated record
AUGGUCACUGCCACCCUCGCGAGCAUCAACCGCUCACUGUGCCGCCGGAGAAUCAGUCGCCAGCCGCACCUGCGCGUCUUUCGCUCGCUUGCCCUUGCCCUCCCACCACCGGUUAACGGAGAAUUCGCAAGGCAGCAGCUAGUGGUUAUAUCCUCAUGCCUAUUAUUGAACCGCGCCGACCGAGCCAUAUCUAGUCCGCCGUCCGGUCCUCGCUUCCACACUUCCAUCCUGCACCCAGAUCUCAGCAAACGCCCGACAUCGUUAACGAUAGCUCGCUGA